Messenger RNA from Drosophila subpulchrella, 2435 nucleotides. It is a transcript of the gene kar, whose product is annotated as monocarboxylate transporter 10. The coding region runs from base 303 to 2117 and encodes 604 amino acids. Lineage: Eukaryota; Metazoa; Arthropoda; Insecta; Diptera; Drosophilidae. Gene Ontology annotation, biological process: transmembrane transport. Gene Ontology annotation, molecular function: monocarboxylic acid transmembrane transporter activity. The record is from RefSeq and is a predicted model, not a curated record. The transcript has 5 exons.
GAGAACGCAACCGCUGCGGUUUCGGUUGCUCUGCUUCUCUGAUUAGGCGCCUCAAGUGAGCGAGCGAUUUUUUUGCAAAAACGGCUCGUGGAAAAUAAUUCAGUUUUCUUCAUUCCGCCGCCGACGACGCAAGCGCUCGGUUGUGUGCUCGCUCGAGAGUUUCCACCCGCCCACUAAUCACUCCUCGAUUCGCGCUCGAGUGCCGCGCUGGAUUCCUGGAGUCUUCAAGUGAAUCGCAAGCCUUCGACUGGAAUUCCGGCUUACAAGCAGCACCCCCAACACACCGAUCCCAGCCAGAAGCCAUGACCGAGAAUGAGCCGCUGAACGAUGUGCAGAGCCAGGUGAACGCCCGCAUCCUGCCCGCCGCCAAUGGACACUCCAACGGCCUGGUCCAUGCCAAUGGAAAGGAUUCGAUGAAGCCUCCUCCACCGGUUCAGAAUGGGAACGGGACACACAUCGAGGCGCCCUGCUGUCGGGACAUACACGGCAAGGAGCCUCCGGAUGGGGGAGCCCGUGCCUGGUUGGUCAUGGUGAGCGCCUUCCUCUGCAACGGCAUCAUCUUCGGAUUCAUCAACACAUACGGCGUGAUCCACUCACUGCUGACGGAGCGUCUCACCAAACUCGGCGACCCGGAGGCCUCCAGCAAGGCGGCUCUGAUUGGAGCCCUGGCCAUCGGCACCACAUUCCUCUUCUCCACAAUGGCCGGCUGCCUCACGGACAAGAUUGGACUGCGGCUGACCACAUUCGCCGGCGGAGUCCUCUCGGCAGGAGGACUGCUGCUGUCCUCGUUCUGCACCGAGAACAUCGGCGCCCUGUACUUCACCUACGGGAUCAUGUUUGGCCUGGGAGCGGCCCUCGCCUACACGCCCACACUGGCCAUCCUGGGCCAUUACUUCAAGCGCUACCUGGGCAAGGUGAGUGGCUUUGUGACCGCCGGCUCCAGCGUUUUCACUGUGAUACUGCCGCCCUGUCUGGACAAGCUCCUGGCCAGCUAUGGUCUGGAGGGGACUCUGAGGAUAAUGAGCCUCGUGUCCGCUUUCAUUAUCGUUUGCUCCUUCGUUUACAAGCCACUUCAUCCUCCACCAGAGCCGCCCAAGAAGAAACCAGGAAGAUCUCGCUUUAAUCUCUUCAUGCGCUCUAUUAUAAAUGUGGAGAUCUGGAAGCGCAAACGCUUCGUCAUCUGGGCUCUGUGCGUGCCCCUUGCACUGUUCGGAUACUUUGUGCCCUAUGUGCACAUGAUGCAGUUCGUGAAAACCACUUUUCCGGGCGAGGAUGUCAACCUGCCGGUCAUGUGCAUCGGUAUAACUUCCGGCAUCGGACGCCUGAUCUUCGGCGUUAUUGCUGAUAUGCCGGGUGUGAACCGCAUGUACCUGCAGCAGCUGUCGCUGGUGUCCAUUGGCCUGGUCACUCUGCUCCUGCCCCUUACCAACUCCUAUGUGGUCCUCGUCUCGUUCACCCUGGUCAUGGGUCUCUUCGAUGGCUGCUUCAUUUCGCUGCUGGGACCGAUUGCCUACGAGAUCUGUGGUCCUUCGGGGGCCACGCAGGCCAUUGGAUUCCUGCUGGGCCUUAGCUCCAUUCCGCUUACAGUGGGACCACCGGUGGCGGGCAUGAUCUUCGACAGCACGAAUUCGUACACACUGCCUCUGAUCCUCGCUGGACUGCCCCCACUGCUGGGCUCGUCUUUACUAUUCCUGAUCAAGUGCGUCAAGGAAGAGGAGAACGGAGUCAGUGCGCCGCGAGCUGUGGUCCUGGCCAACGGUGACAUCGAGAUUGCCGGCAACGGCCAUUUUCAGUCGGGUGGCACCAAGUCCAGCACGCCGUUGAUGGGUGCCACUAACGGUGUCCAUGGAAGUGGAGGAGCGGCUCCAACGAUCCAGAGCAACGGACACGUGGACAAUGGAACUGGUGCGUACCCCGACUCGCCUUGGCCUAGCCCCACUUGCAUCUCAGACUCUGCCGCCUGCGACCAUCCCAGUAGCUCGCUUCACACUAACCCGGGCCCUCUGCUGCCCAGCUGCUCACACACUGCCCUGCUGGGUGGGGCCUCCAGCCCCAGCAUGUCCCUGCCCCUGACUGACGACCCCAAGAGGCGUCGCUAUAACUAUUCCAUAUACUAACCCACACACUGCCUAGUCGCUAGCUUUCUCUGCUUCGCCUGCUGUAAGCCCUUUCUUGGGUACUUUGCCUUCUUGGUGUGGAACGAGUUUGUAAUCGAAUAGCAUGACUAAGACGCACUGCUGACCUCCCCACAUUCCACAUCCCACGUUUCUAACCCAGCACCUGCAUCCCUUGCACCCGUAUCCCAUUCCCAUUGCUUUGUAGAUCGUAAGCCUCAUCGACUGGGACGUGCUGUAAAUAAAUGCCAGCUUAUGUCGCAUAUAACUCGCUGACUGUUUCGGAGUCGUUGCAUGGGCAGGCUCGAUUCGCUCGACCAG